AGGUUGGGUCGAUAGACGUCGAGCGAGUCGAGACCCCGUAGUCACCAGCGAACGGCUCAGGACCUGCACAACAUUCCGACAAUAACAUAGAUCUAUAGACGCAGGGAAGGAGAGGGAUUCAGUCCUACUAUACCCUGUUUUCGCAACGCUGGUCCGCCUCAUCCGGGAUCAUACUUAGGAUGACCUCGGUCCAGACUUUACCAUCCAUCCAUUCAACCAAGCUCCAUCAUACCACCUCAUCUCCCGUCAUCAAACCCUCUCCGUACGCUUUCAAGACUGAGGUCGCGAGCAAGAAGAUGAACGGACAUAGGAACGGCGAAGAGGGAUCGAAAACCGGAGCUCCUGCAUCAUCAUCAGAACAGGUCAAAAAGCAUUGGGAAGAGUUUGGUGCGAUGAUCCAGGGGCUGCUGGAGACGCCCAUCGAGUUUCAGAGAUAUGAGGAGAAGGAAGACGUUCCUCCCGAGUUGAAGUACAAGGCUCUAAACUCGGUGGCUACCAAGGAGAACGGGGAUGGUAUCGCAACACUGGCAAAAUCGUCUUUCUCAUACGGAGACACCCCUGUCAGCCGGACCGGUACCCCCUUUUCAACGGCAUCUACCGCUACAGACGCCGACAACACGGUCCCGAACGACCAUGACCUCCAUCCUCGAACGAUUGACGCCAGAUGGCCUCACCAAGGCAACUACGGCCGCGCUUCAGGGCUGCACAAUCUGGGAAACACUUGUUUCGCCAACUCGGUGUUGCAGGUCAUGAUGCAUACACCUCCACUCUUGAGGAUGUUGGACGAGUUGAACGAGCAUGAUGGUAGCCACCGACGGAAUGGGAAGAUUUGUCUGACCUGCGAGUUGAAAAGUGCCAAGCGGGGAGUGUGGGGUUCGGGCAAGAAGACCUAUAAUCCUAUGAUCAUCACCACGAACGUCAAAAGCAUCUGCCCGACUAUGAGGCGGGGGAGACAAGAGGAUUCGCAUGAAUUCUUCCGAUAUAGCGUUGAUUCGCUACAGAACGAGACUCUCCGCGAGCUCGGAGCUACAAAAGCCCCUCACUCUGUGCGGGAAACGAGUUGGGUGCACAAAAUUUGGGGAGGUCGACUACGGUCGCGCGUACACUGCACGUCGUGCAACGCCAACAGCGAUACCUUUGAUACCUUCCUCGAUCUGAGUCUGGAUAUCGGUAAACAAACGGCGUCAGUACAGGAUGCGUUGAAGGGGUUCGCUCGAGAAGAUAGGUUGGAGGGCAAGAACAAGUAUAAGUGUGAAAAAUGCAAUAAGCAGGUCAACGCUAUCAAACAGAUGAAGGUCGUCAAAGCGCCCCCUGUGCUAUCACUACACUUGAAGCGAUUCUCGCCCUGGGGCAAGAAGCUUACUCAGCUGAUCGCCUUCGAAGAACGACUCGAGCUCAAGAACCCCGUAUACGAGGGCCCGCCUAUCGAGUACGAGCUCUACGGCGUUACUCUGCAUUACGGAUCUGGUCCCAACAACGGACAUUACAUCUCCAUCGUGCGCAAUGCCAAAAAGGAAUGGUGCAGGAUGGACGACUCGGAUGUGACCGUCCAGCCAAGAUUGUCUCUGGAUGACAAGCGGAACACAUACCAGUUGCAUUAUAUCCGAAAAUCCGGCGAUCGGCUCGCCGAGACGAUCAAUCAAGCGGCAAAGUCCAGGUCCAGCCCAAGUCCUGCCAAGCAAGGGCGACCGGACCUCGGUCGCUCGUAUGGGGCUUCGGAGAAUGGCUCUGCGUGCGAUGAGCCCGGUACCUCGCAAUCCCAUGCAAAGCGAGCACAGCUGGAACAGAUGCAGGCCAUGAAGGAUAAGCAGCAGGCUGAAGGUCGAGGGAUUAAGAGGCAAAGAGACGAAGCGCAGGAUCAGGGAGUCCCGCUCGAUACCCCGUCGGCCCAGAUGAAGAAGGCUCGAGUUGGCAAUGGCAACCCGAAGUUUGCACCCGUUCGCAGCGAGGGUUUCUACAAUGGCAAUAGCGGGAAAGUCCGAGCGGCAUCGCCAGAGGACCGGGACGCAACCGAGGACGAGGGCGAGUGGGGAGAUGAGCAGAAUGCAGAUGAGAAUGAAGCUCCGGGCCACGGAAGUUGGGAAGGCGGCUUUGACCCUAACGCGCAGAUCAGCAGGGUUUCCAGGCCCCUGCAGGGCAGGUCGAGUCAGACUCCGCCGACCUUUGGCUCUAAAGAGCACAAGCGAGGGAAGAAGGAAAAACGUCGACAGCGCAACGGAGCCUCCUCGGUCGCAUCACCUUACUUUGCGAGUCAGAACAACCACGGAGGACCUGCUCCCAAUAGAAGGCGGGGUCACAAGGCGAUGAGGGGCAAGGACAACUGAAAAGGGUAGAGAGCAGACACUUUUAUGUCAUGGCCUAGAAGGCGAUUUGUAUCCAUAGCGUGACCUUUUACGAGUAACGAGCGAUGUUCGCUAGUAUGAUAUCUGCAUUGCAUGUCAGCUG
Filobasidium floriforme is the source of this 2445-nucleotide messenger RNA. RefSeq lists its product as uncharacterized. The record is from RefSeq and is a predicted model, not a curated record. Gene Ontology annotation, cellular component: cytosol; nucleus. Lineage: Eukaryota; Fungi; Basidiomycota; Tremellomycetes; Filobasidiales; Filobasidiaceae. Bases 180 to 2324 code for a protein of 714 amino acids. The transcript has 6 exons. Gene Ontology annotation, molecular function: cysteine-type endopeptidase activity; cysteine-type deubiquitinase activity.